CACACGGAAAGUAACGGACAUAAACGAAGAUUGAGCAGCUCAUAAAUAUUCAUGUUAAUAAACAUAGCGUAAACAGUGUGUGGAUAUUUUUGCAGAAAACGCUGUGUUUCAUACAUUAUACAAGAAUGUCAAAUACAGAGCAACCUAUCGAGAACCGGGAAAUUUCUGCUCCAAGAGUUGGAAAAUUUAAUGUGCACGUUCAGGGAGAUUUAAAACACAGACAGUUUGUAAUAUUAACAGUUCAUGAUCUAGGAUGCAAUCAUAAUCAAUGGAACAAUUUUAUGAACCAUUGGUCAAUGCAGGAGAUUACAAAGAGAGCUGCAUUCAUUCACAUUGAUAUCCCUGGACAAGAAGAUGAUGCUAAAGAUCUUCCAGCUGAGUACCCACCAAAGAAAGGUUCAGGAAUAUCUAUAUGUUAUACUUUCCCUACCAUGCAGAGCCUAGGAGAGGAUAUCGUCUGUGUACUUGAUCAGUUAGAUGUCAAGCAAGUAGUAUGUAUUGGAGAAGGGGCUGGGGCUAACAUUGUGGCCAGAUUUGCUAUUGCUCAACCGUCCAGAGUAUUUGGUGUAUGUCUUAUCCAUUGUACUGGGACCACAGCUGGCUUUAUGGAAUCGCUCAAAGACAAGGUGAUAGGAUGGAAACUAGAACAGAUUGGUAUGAACCCUACAGCUGAGACUUAUCUGGUACUUCAUAGAUUUGGAUCGUCAUCGAGUUCGUUUGAGAAAGCAAAGAAUAAAGAUGACUUAAACAAAGUGAUUGCAACAUUCCAGGACUCUCUUAGACACCACAUAAAUCCUCAUAACUUACACAGAUUUGUACAGUCUUUCAUGAAGAGAACUAAUAUUCUAGAUAGUAUUGGAAAGUUAAAAUGUCAGGUGCUAAUGAUCACUGGAACUAAGGCCUCUUUCAACCACACUGUACAUAAUUUAUAUGGUCACAUGUUGCAAAAAGUAGACAAGAAACAGUUGGAGUUACUAGAGGUAGAGGGUGUGGCUAAUGUAAUAGAAGAAAAGACAGAGAAAUUAGGAGAAGCCUUUUUGUAUUUCUGUCAAGGAUUAGGACUAAUUGGAGGUGUACCUAUGACCAGAGUUUCCCGAUCUUCCUCCAUGGAUGGAGCAGAUAUUCCUCUCAGAAAAAGAAGUAUGUCGAUGGAAGAAGCUGACAAACCCCUGGGUAUCUACUCCUCUAGUCCUGCUAGAACUGCAUCAUUAUCUACUAGUCCUAAAAGUGGUAUCCAGAUGUCAACAAGUCCUCCUAGGAUACCUGAAUAAAUUAUUUUGCCUGGUUGUUACAGUAUAGAUGGUUUAGUUCCUAGAACGAUAACAAGUUUAAACUCAGUUGAAAUGACCUCAAGUUUAUAACUAUGCACAAACCGUAUUUUCUACAGAGAAUUUUGUAUAACUUCUUGAAGGUUUGGUUUUAUAUUGUUAUUGGAAGACAGUAAGAAGAGUGAUCUAUGAUUGUAAUAAGCACUUCAGAUAGAUGAAAGUUUAAAAGAGAGGUGAUUUGUUUUGGAUUUGUUUUAGCUCAUUUUCAAUUAAAAAUAUAAUACUAUCAAUUGAUAAUACCAGAAAAAAGACAAUAUAUAAUGUGUGUUUUGUUUUUUUCCCCAGGUAAAUCUUGGGAGGUUAAUUGAAGGAAUAGAAAAUUAGUUUGCCAAUAGUCUACUUAAUAAUUUACAUCCUAUCAAAUACUAGAUGAAGCCACAAAAAAAAAAAGUAAAAAAAAAAAUGUUAAAAAAAAGUUUAUAUGAUUUGUUUUCGGAUAUUGAAAAGAAAAAAAAAUCACUUUAUUUUAUCAAAUAUUUUGAUAAAAUAAAGAUAUAAAAAGAGGACUGAUGUAGUAUAUGUAGUAAGCUUGUUUUAGCAUUCUUUCAUUAUAAUGAAAUUGUUCAAAAAUAUUCAAAAAGCCAACUCAUAUCAUAUCACAUCAACAUUAAAACCAUCACAGGUCAUACCUUACUUUAUGCAAAUAAAAUUUUGAAGAUAUUUAUGAUUAAUUGUAAAUAAAACAUCAGAUUCUUGUGCUAUCAAGGAAACGUAUUACUCAUACAUUAAGUUUUCCAAUCAAACAAAAUGUUUGAAUUCAAACUUUGAAUAUAAUUUCUGAAACAAUCAAAUAUCUUAAGAUAAAAAAAAAUAACUUACAUUUGCAUGAGAUGCUGGUGAAAUAAAUUACUUAGGUUUUUAAAAUUAUCUUACUGACCAUAAAUGACUAUUUUAUCUCAAGUUAAAAGUUUUUUAACUUUUCUGUUGUUGCCAUAUACAUGUGUGUUUUCUUGAUUUUUGUUUUGUUAUAGAAUGUUUUGUUUUGUUUUUUAAGUUUUAAGAUCAUUUGCUAUAGGGCUUGUAUUAAAAAAAACAUUUUGUGAGAAAAAUCUUUGAAUCAAAUAAGAAAUAUAUACCAUGUUAAUUAUCAAUUAAAAGAUGUAUUUAAUAGACUUUUCUCAUCAAGGAUAUAGGGUAGAUAUAUUUUUGUCUUUAUAAUGAAAUGUAUUACUGUCUUUGCCAAGCUUCAGAUAAGUUUUAAUGAAAUCUUGUGUAAUGUACUAACAAUUCUAUACAAAAUGUGCCAUACAAAGUUUUAUUUAUUUUAAUUAAAGUUUAUAUAGGAAGAAAUUAUGUUUAUAUUUUUAUAUUAAUCAAAUAAGUCAGUGUUUUUUUUUUCUAUCAUAAAUUUUUGUUUCUCACACUAACUUGUCAUAUUGGCAGACAGAAACAAAAGUAUGAUUCAGUAAAAAAUGUUUAAACAGAUUCUGUCAAUAGGUUACUGUGUAGAUAUAAAAAACCUAUAAAAAAGAAACUUAAUUGUGAUCACAAAAGUAACUUAAUACAGGAAAAUAUUUUGAAAUUAAAAAUGUUUGAUAAAAUACAAGAAAGAUCUUUAUUAAUUUUUAGGAGUAUAUAAAUUAUAGCAGCACUGUUUGAAUAAAAAUGGUGAUACAAAUACAAUAGUAUUAAUAUGUAUAGUGCUCAUCACAAUAACUAAGCUACCCUAAUUAUACUUUCAUUGUACACAUUCCAUUUUGUAGUAAAACAUUGUGUUAAAGAGAAGGAUUUCAUUUAAACAGAAUUUUUUUUGUUCAAAUAUUUUUUUUAUUUUAGUAAUUUUUUUUAUAGAUGUAGAUGGCAUAAUGAGUAUGUAUUGUUCACAAUAAUGAAUGUUAGUUUUAUGCAAACUGCACUCAUUCUUACUCCAUCCAUAAACUUAAUGUUAAGUACUUCAAAAUAUAAAUCUCAAUUGCAUGAAUCUCUUUACAAAAGGUUGUACUUUUUAAACAUGCAAAUUACCAAGGGAUGGUACUUUGAAUUAUUUAUUUUUAAAUCCAUUGCAGGAAUUUUAACGUUGUCAUGCUUAUUCAUUGCAAUCAGAAUUAUUUUGGUACACACAUAAAUCAUUUCAAGUUUUAUUUAAGUCAAUAUAUAUAAUUAUGAUAAUAUAACAAGUUAAAUUAAACUCCGUGAAGCAUUUAAUCAACACACUCAUGGAAAUAUUUAUAAGUGCCAACUCUGUAAGUUAUAUAUUUUAGAUAAUAAAUUCCUUAAUGAAAUCUCAGAAAUGUUACAUCAGAGAUUUUAUGAUAUUUUUGUGAGUUAGAAUUAAUUUAUCUGAUUCAAUGAAAAAUGAUUUUAAAUGAACAAUUUGGAACCUGAUUUAUAUAUUUCCCCAUAAUACUAUUAAUAUUAAAAGUGGCCAUAAUCACAUAUCUACAGCAUUGAACUUUUAUCUUAAAUCAUUUUAUUUUUAUUAUGUAGCUUUUAUUUCUGCAAUAGUCUAGUUUUGCAAUUAGCAUUUAUGCAAUACCCAUAGUGUUUUAAUUAUACACAAUUUAAGUUGUAUUCUUUAUUAUAUGCAAAAAGAUAUCUUAAUAAUACAGAAAAGGUGCUUUUCAUAAAUAGUUUUCAUAUUUUGAUAAUAGGAUUAGUUAUGUCAUUACAGCUCUAUGGAUGUUCAGUCUACAGACAAGUGUUUUUUCAAUUUAUUAUUUCACUGAGAAAAGUUCAAUGGUAUUUAGUGUCUAGUAAUUUCACUACACCACAAAUUCAUGUAAGUUUUUUUAAUACCAUACAUCUUUUCUUUAAAUAUUUUUCUCAAAAUGUCAACAUUUAAUAUUGUAUUUUGUCUAAGAAAUAAUAGUGGUUGAAAGUUUGUGGUAAGAAUUUAUUAGAUUUUCAAUUGCAAAAAGCAGAGGUAAAAUAAUUAAGGAAAAUGUUUUUUGAAACAUAACAAUGAGUGAACUGUUAAUUGGUCUUUCAAAAACAUAAUUACUUAUUGAUUAGUAAUGGAUUUUUGUGUAGUAUUAUGUGAAAUUGGUAAAAUGCCUAUGUUAAGUUGUGAAGACAUUAUUUUUUGGAAGUUGUCUAGUUUAAAAAUAAUUGCAUUUACAUCUGCUUUAUUCAUAAAAUGCUAUGAUAUUGAAAUAAACGCUUAAAUGCCUUUAAAAAAAACUUUUUAAAAGGUUUGUUGUGAAAAUUAUCCUCUGUUUUUGUUUUGGUUUUGAUAAAUGUGUAAAAAUAGAAAAGAAAUGAAUGAAGUAUCUACUAUAUUUUCAAAUCGUUUCAAUAUUUGCUUGGUUUAUGUGGCUUUGUAGGUUAGAUACCCUUGCUUUAUUUACAUUUAAUUAGAUAAUGAAUUUCAUCUAUAUGUGUGAAUAUAUACAUAAAUACCAUAGGUACAAAAUGCUACUCUGACCAAAGUUAUGUUACAUACUUUUAAAAAGUAAUUAACAUUUUUGUCAAGUUAAUUCUUUUGAAAAUUUACAUUUCUUUUGCUUAACUGACUCUACCAAAACAACACUUAAUGUGUGCACUCAAACAGUUUCACAUUCAGCUUGACAUGUAUUGUUAAUAUUUGUUAGCAAUUCAGGGAGCUUUUGUUAUGCUAGGAUCAAUCCAGUUAUAUUGAGAUUGUUUCAGUAACAUCAUUUAAGCUCUGCUUUCAGUUCAGGGAAAGGGUUUAAAUUCUAUUGAUGAAGAAGGUCUUUUUCUUUAAUUUAUCUUCAUGCAUUUAAGGAGAACAUUCUGUAUAUUAAAAUACAACAGAGUACACAAUACUAAUUAAAAUGAAGAAUUAUUUACAUGGGAACUGUAAACUGUUGUAUUGCAUGUCUACAUAUGAAAAAUAAUAUAUGAUAGAAACAAAAACAAAUUUAGUUCAAAGUAAGCUUUUUUCUGGACUCAUGACUUCAUGUUUACCAGUUGAUUUAUUUAUUGUGGAGGGGGACAUUAAACGGAGUGGUGAUGGGAUUAUAAGCCAUGUUGUAAUGAAAACCUUAUCUGUUCCAUGUUUAUUAUGUUUAUAUCAGUUUGUUUCCAACAUUUUCCAAAUAAAGUUUGUACAAAUUAGAUAA
This is a messenger RNA of Mytilus californianus (California mussel), 5350 nucleotides long. RefSeq lists its product as uncharacterized. Gene Ontology annotation, biological process: signal transduction. NCBI's taxonomy places the organism in Eukaryota, Metazoa, Mollusca, Bivalvia, Mytilida, Mytilidae. The transcript is spliced from 15 exons. The record is from RefSeq and is a predicted model, not a curated record. The coding region runs from base 126 to 1271 and encodes 381 amino acids. Gene Ontology annotation, cellular component: cytoplasm.